AUGAAAUAUUUUCUAUUGAGAAUUGAAUUGUUCAACUUAUUCUUACUAAUUUAGUUUUACUUGGUUAAAUAAAAUGAAUGUCUUUAUGAGACCUAUGAGAAUUCAUUAUUGAGUUAAGAAGCCCCACAAGAGACUCAUUAUUUCAACUCUGCAGGUAUGGAUUUUUCAAAGGGUAAUUCAUUUUCUUUUGGAUUUUGGAGUUAAUGCAUACCUUUAUGGAAUCCUUUAAGCUAUCCAAGAAUAUAGGGGGAAUACAGAAAAGAUUUGACAGAGAAUGGGUAAUUUUUGUACCAAAUAUAAAAUGGCAAUAAAAUAUCAGUCAUCUCAUAUAUUGUUUUUGACUUGCAAAAUUUAAAAUUAGAGCAUUAUGUAAGUAUAUACAAUAAUAAAAAUCCAAUAUAUCUGAAAUUUAAUUAUCCACCUUAAGAUUAUGAGGGUAGAUGGAUUUUCACAUUUGUAACAAUACAGCCUUAAAUUAGGAAAAUUAUUAUCUAGAGUGAUAAUUAAGGAACUAAUAUAUCGCCUUUAGAAAUAAUUUCUAAUGAUUUUAUGAUUGUUUUAGGAGGAAGAGGAUAUGUAAGAAAUUAUUAUUAUUAUUAUAGACUGAAAAAAAACUAAAUUUAAAUAUUUUCAAAGGAAGGUUGUCUAAGAUGUUGUUGAAUAAUAUUUGGUUUUUUAAUGAGAAUAUGCGCAAUUCUAUUACUUCUACUUGUAGAAUACCUUAAAUUUCAGAUACAGAAUAGAGAGUAGAAAUAGUGAAAGGAUUUUAAUAUUUUAGUGGGUAUGGUUAAAUUUAGGGUAAUUUUGAUUAAUUUGGAAAUAGAUAUUGUAUAUCAGGUUGGAUUAAGAUUGACAUCACUUAAAUUAAUUAUUAUUCAAAAAUGCCAGUUAUUAGGAUCACUGCUUUUAAAAACUAUGGUAGCGGCAAAAAUAUAGGGGAUGAAUUGAUGAAAUUGGAGAUUGAAGUAAAUAAAAAUACCCCAGAUAAAACUCAAUACAUUUUAACAAAUAAUUUCUAUGGAUUACCUUUUUAGAGUUUAUAGAGUUAAUAUCCAGAUUUAAAUCCAGUUUUAAAUCUUAACUAGUGUUGUGACUAUUAUUUAAAUGGAAUUCAAUAAUGGCAUUUUAUAUAAUACGAAUAUGGUAGGUCAUAAAGCCAUGAUAAAAACUUGAUAUAAAUUCAGUUUUCUAAUGAAUUAGGAUUGCAAUCAUUUCCAACAGGAUCAAAUAAAUAUUAAUCAUCAUUUAUAAAUUCUAAAUUUUAUUAUGUUUUUGGUGGAGAUUACUUUUCUAAUAAUAUGCUUUAGGCUUGGGUGAGCGAUUUUAAAUUUGAGUUUAAUUACUAAGAUGAUAGGCAAUUAAUGAACAAUGGUAUUUACUAAUUCAUAAUACUAGUUUGUUAUUACUCUUGUAAAACUUGUAAUGGACCUUAAUAAACAAAUUGUUUAUCUUGUAUACCUGAUUCAAAUAGAGUAUACAUACCUGAAGAAAAUAAGUGUUUAUGCUAAUAAGGUUACAUUGAUUAUGAUGGAUAAGUACAAUGUAUGAAAUUUGAAUAUAGAUUUCCUACAAUUUCAUCAGAGUUUGUAUUGAAUUAAGUAAAGCAAUCUUGUUAAUUUGGAUACUUUUUAGUACCUGAAAACAAUGAAUGCAUAAAAUGGUAAAAUCAAUUUUAUCUCUAGCCCUUAAGACAGCAAAAAUGAUUUUUUAUGUAUUGAUUGCCUAUAAUUUCCUUUAACUUGGUCUGAAAAAUCUAUCUGCACCAAAGAUUUAAUCAAUUAUGGAUAAACAUCUGAUAGUGCUUUUAAAAUAACAUUCAAGAAUGAAAAGGAUUAUGACUUUUAUUUUAUUGAUGGUUAAAAUUAGAUGAAACUCUAAUUAGGGUAUUUGGACUACUGUGAUCCAGAUCGUAAAGAGUUCAAAUGUGUUUUAUCUAGAGAACAAAAUUAAGGGUAAUAUUAUUAUGUUAGAUGUAAACCUAAUUAUUAUAUAAGCAAUAAUGAUUGCUUUGAAAUAAAUCUAAAUUGUUUAGAAGCUUAUGAUAAUGGAGAUUGUAAAAGUUGUAUAGAUAAUAUGUAUCCUGUUAAUAAUAACUGCUAUAAUUGUCCUUUAAAUUGUUAAUCUUGCGAAUUCAACAAAAUUGAUAAAGAGGUCCAUUGUACUACUUGUUUUGAUAAAUAUACUUAACAGAAUAAAGGAUGUUAACCAUGUGGCUCAUAUUGUCAGGUAUGCCAAGACUACUAUGAUAAAAAUAUUCAAUAUUCAUAUCUCAAGUGUUUGAAAUGCGUAGAUGAUACUAAAUACUAUCUAUCAUUUGAUGGAGUAAAUUGCUAGGAAAAUAAAAUUGAAAAUUGCUAAUAUGCAUUUCAAUAUUUAAAAUCCGAUUAAAAAACCAACACUCUUGAUAAAUACUUCGAACUUUAAUUUGAUUAAUAAAAUAUUAUAACAUCAUGUGCUAGAUGUGUUAAUAAUUCUAUCCUAGUGGUAUCCUACUAAUUGUGUUUAUAUGUGAAUAAUCCUUCUUGCACUUUUGGAUAUGCUUAAUCAUUAGUUUAAUGCGAUUUAUAAUUAAGUAAUUUCGCUUACUCAAAAACAACAGGAGAUGUUUGCACCACAUAAUAGAUUUGCUUAAUUACUAAUUCUACAGUUGUGGAUGAGGUAUAAUUUACUGAAUCCUGCUCUGAAUUUUCAUAAAUUCCCUAAUGUGAAAUCUGCAUAGAAGGAAAAUUUUCAGUAUCUGACUAAAAAAAAGUUUAUAAAUGUUUGAGUUGUUCAAACGGAUAUUAUUAAGAUUAAAUAGCAGGAAAAUGUUUUACUUGUCCUUCUGAUUUAAAAUGCCUUUCAUGCUACUAAUAACAGAAAACUGCUUAGGAUAACUGGAAAGUAGGCAUAAGAGCAUAUUAUAAAGUAUUUAUUGAAAAAGACGAUGAGCAUCCUUAUUCUGAAUAUGGUUAAAGUUAAAGUCAAUAAGACUAUGAAAUAAAAUGUAGUCAAUGUAUUUCUGGAUAUGAAUUAAUGAAUGAUCUAUGUGUUAAGUCGUGUUCUGAAAAUUGUUUAAAAUGCUAAUUUAUAAAUGGAUAAUAUAUCUGUUUAAAAUGUAAACUUGGGCAAUAUGGUAGGCAAUUAACUCUGAUGGAUAAUUAAUGCAUCGAAUGCUCUUCCAAUUGUGCUUUGUGUCGGGUUAGAUCAAAUGAGGAAUUGUAUCAAAUCAAUCCAUUAUUUAAAAAUCCAAGGUAUAUGAAAUAUGCUCAUUAAUGUCUAAAGAGUUAUUCUGAUAACGGAUAAACGUAUGAUUAGUAGUUAGGAAUGUUUGUUAACUGUUUGGAUUAAGAUUUAGGUUGUUUUUUAUAGUAUAGUAUGAAUUUAAAUUUGUAUUGUUCUUCAUAAGAAUUUGAGAAAGAUAGAGAUGCUAUUGUUGAUUCUUUUUAAAAAUAACGUUUUUAACUUGAAAAUAUUUUAAUUGAUGAUUUGAUAUCAGGGCAAAGCUUUAGAGAAGUAAUUUUUAUAAUUAUCUAGUAUGAAAACGAUUUGUUUUACUUUUAAGCAAAUGAGAAAUAUGUUAAAUCUAUAAGAAUAAUAAUCUCAAGUAAUAUAAGUUAGACAUGCAUCAUUCCAGAUGGCUCAAAGAUAUAAUAAGUCUUCAGUGAAAACAUAUUUUCGGCGAUGUAUUUUUAAUAUUUAUUCUUAGCAAUGUUGAAUUAUAAUUCAAUUUUCUGCAUGAAAUUCAAUUUAUAUACGAAAGAGUAUUUUAAAUUUCGAAUUUCAAUUCUAUUAAAAUAAGCAAUCUUAAAUUAAUACCAUAAUCUAGUGAUAAACUAAAAUAGCUAAUUUUCAUUAGUUGUUUUCCUCUCAACGUUGAGCUAAACAAUAUAGAAUUUACCUCGGAAAGUCCGGUUACUCAAUCAUAGAUUUAAUUUUUAAACGUUUCAUCGCUUACAAUUAAUACAUUCAUACUUAAUGGAGUCAUUCUUUAGAAAAGUGAUUUCUUCAUGACUAUCGCCUAAACUGAAUUUAAAAAGAUUAUAUAGAUCAACGACUUCUAAUUAUUGAAUUCUAAACUUAAUGGAAUUAAACUUUUAAAUCUUGACUUAGCCUAAAAUGACAGUUUUAGUUUAUAAAAUUCAAUUUUCUAAGGAAAUUUUUACAACUCAAGCAUUGUUAAAACUACUGAAAAUAAAGUUAUUGGCACAGCUUUUUUGAAUUAAAUUUAAUUUGAGAGUGAUUUAUAAGAGUGUUAAUCCAUAUUUAAUCUCUUUUGGUUUAUUCAUUUGAAAAUCUCAAAUUUUAUUAUAUAAAAUUCAUAGCUAUUUAACAGCUCAUUAAUAGAAUUAAAUAACAAUAGUACUUUAAGUGAAAUCCUAUUUUCGAAAUGUCAGUUAAUAGAAUAGUCAAUUGGAAUAAUAAAUUCAGAAGUACUCUCUUACAUCAAUUAAUUCUUUUUGUAAAUCACUAAUAUUAAAUUUGAAUCUAAUACGUAUGAGGAGACUGCUAAAUUAAUGAAGUUUCACAAAUUCAAUUUCCUCUCAUCAUAGCUUCAAAUAAAAAAUAUUUCAAUAAUAAAUAAUGAGAUGAUCAACGUAUCCCCAUUAUUCAAUCUACGUCUGUAAGAAUCUUCAUUAAUAUAUUUGUCUAUAGAGGAAAUCGAUAUUAAUGGAUUAAAUAUUAUAAGAGGGCAAGGGUUGACUGACAUAAGUAUAAUUGAAACAUAAUUCAUUUAAAUAAAAUCUGCCAUUAUUACUUAAGGUUAUGAAUAUAAACUCCAUAUCCAUCAAUACUUGGAUUGCUAACUCAAAUAUAUUAAGGGAUAGUAUUAUUUAUAAUCAAUCUUUAUAUAUUCUUGCUUAAAUCUGAUUAUCAACGAUAUGAUUAUCAAAGAUGUUUCAUCUAAUAAUUCUCCUAUUAUUUAAUAUCAAUCAGCAUAGCUAUCGGCAGUACAAUAGUCAGAAAGCAUCACAAUCUCUAAUUUAUUUGCUUAGAAUAAUCUUUUAUUGAUUACAGAAUAAUAAUCUUCCACAAGCAUCAUAAAAAUAGAGUCUGUGUAGGUGACUACUCUUUAGAUUAAUAACUUUACAUUUAUCAAUAAUAUUAUGCAUGAAUACAUCUAGGAUAAUUUGAAGGUUUCAGCAUUAGGAUUUAACUUUGACUGCCAGUAAGCUUCAAUCAUUCUAAUGAAUUCAAAACUCUCUAAUAAUAUUGUAUUUAAUAGCACAGAUAGCUUAAUAAUGAUAAAAGGUAAGUCGCUGAUCCUAAGUGAUUGUUACUUUUUUAACAAUUCAAUAUUUGAUUAUUCCAUACUUCAACCACAUAUACUUUGGAGUUUUUCAACUUCGGAUUAAAUAUAUUUAGAAGAUAUAUAAAAAAUCUUUCAAACUAAAUCAUCUACUGGAAAUGCUUAAUUAAUUGUAGAAGAAUUAAAAAUAAUAAAUUGCAAAUUUAAGAACUCUUAAGGGUCUUAUGGAGGAGCGCUUCAAGUAAUUGCAUAAAACUAUUGCAGGAUUUAUUUGAGUAAAUUGAGUUUUAAAAAUAUAAUGACAUCAUUUUAAGAAGAAAAUGAAUAAGGAGGUAGUAUUUUUAUCGACUCUUCAGCAUCAUUAUCUUUAAAUCUAACGAUCAAUGAUAUCAAAGCUGAUACAAUCUUUAGUAGAUAUUAAGGAGGUUUCUUGUAUUUGAAAGCAGGAUCUAAAAAUAUCAAUGUUGAGAUGGGUAAUUUAAUAUUAAAUAAUAUACAUUCUUUGUAAGGUUCAAUAAUUUAUAUAUAAUUCUAAAGUUAAUCAAGUUAUUCUAAGAAUAUAUAUAUUAAUAAUUUCAUAAUCAAGAAUUUCUAAAGAGAACUUUUAUAAUUUUUAAAUAAAUAUGAGGAGAUUAGUGCAAAUCAAGAAUAUGCCUUAAAUAAUAAUCGAACUUUAUUUUUUAUUGAAUUUGGGGAAUCAAUUAAUUUUUAAAAUGUAUAUAUUGAAAAUCUGCUUUAUGAAUCUUUUCUUUUUCUGAGUUCAUCAAGAAGAGUAAACUUAAAAGAUUUAUAGAUUAUCAAUUCCAAGUUAUCAAACUUUUUAAUUCUUAUUGAAUCUAACCAAUGUAAACUAUAUAUUAUAAUUUAGUUUAAUCUAGUUUAAUUAAUUUAGAUAAUAUUUUGAUAAAAAAUACUUCAGUGGGUUAUUUUUAAAUUCUCCAAAAUAAUUGUUCUUCAAUUUCAAAUCAGUAUUAAUUAGCUUCAAACACCUUUUAAUGUUUAGUUUUUGAUUCAUAGAUUUCAGCACCUUCAAAACUAAAAAUGUUUUAUGAUUCCUAAUCUACAAAUGAUUUAUGUUGGAGAAAUCUUAACAAAAAUCUAACAGACAUGGCUGAAUCAGGUCUUAUAUUACUGUCUUAACUCUAUGAUGAUUAGAUAGAAGUAAAAAACCUACACAUAACUGAAAUUAAUUGUUCACUUUGUCAAAGAGGGUUAUUAUCAUUUAAGUAUAGAACUACAAAUAAAAUCCAAAAAUACUCUUCUGUAUUAAAUCUAUUAAUUAAAAACUCAUCAUGCGGGCAAAAAGGAUGUUUUAAUCUUAUUAAAGAUAAAUAGAAUAGAUUACUUUAUUAAUAUUAUGAACAAUAAAAAUUUCUUUUACAAUUUGAAAGCAUAAUCACAAAUUACAUAUGUGAAAAUAAUUCAUGCAAAGAAGGUACAUGUUUAAACUCAGAGAAUAUCACUAUCUACUUGUAGGAUUCCAAUUUCUAAUUUAAUAAUGCUUCUUUAAGAGGUGGGGCCAUUUACACAAACUCUGAGAUCUUAAUGUACAAUUGCUUGAUAUCAAAUAAUCAAGCAAAUAUAGGAGGAGGAAUUUUUCAAUAGGAAUCUACAUAGUAUCCAGCUAAUUAUAAUUAAAUUUACAACAAUAAAGCAUUAAAUUAUGGAACUAAUAUUAUAUCCACUCCCCAAAAAUUAUCUCUCCAAUUGAAUGCCAAUGGGAUGUUUUCGACAACUAGAUUGACAAAUGAAGAAAAUUUAAUUAUAGAUUAAGUUUAUGUUCCUCCUUAUAAAACAAUUUAAGGGGCGAAAUCUCAAUAUUUACUUGUACCGAGUGGAUAAAGUAUUGCUAACUAUAGAUAUUUCAAUUGGAAGGAUCGAUAGUACAUCCCAUCCAACUAGACCUUUCGAAUUAUUCCAUUAAAUUAAGAAGAUUAGAUUAUAAAAAGUUUAUCUGAUACUUUUUGUAGAAUAUAAGGUAGAAUACACAACUUCUCUGAAAACAAAACAGAUUCUGAGAAUUUCUAAUAUAACUUUACAAAUAUUAAUUACACUUAUUUUAAUGAUUCAACUUAGGAUUAUAAUUGGGAUGAUUUAGUCAUAUAUUUAGAUAAUGAAUUACCUUCUCAUAUGUCUUUAUAAUUAGAAUUUAGUUGUAAUUCAAUUUAAAUUCCUAUUUUUAAUAAAGUUGCACCCUAUAAUCUUCAAGGCAAUCACAAUAAUUAUAAAUUAAGGGUUGAGGUUCGAUCAUUACCAUGCUAAUUUGGUGAAAUUAAGAGUGUUAUCAACUUCUCUUGCAUUCUAUGCGAUAAUAGUCUAGGCUUAUUUUCUAUAAAAUAGAAUUCUCCUAAAUGUGAAGUGAAAGAUGAUGUAUCCACUAUAAGUGUGAAUUCAUCUUAAUUAAAUUUAAAAUAAGGAUUUUGGCGACCUUUUAUAGAUACCAGCAAAGUAUCUGGCUGUCUUAAUUUACUCAGUAAUUGUUUGGGAGGAUUAAUAGAAGGUGAUGAAUCAUGUUCAAGAGGACAUAUCGGAGCAUUAUGUGAAUAAUGCGAUUUGUAUAAUACCAGAGGGGAUGGAGAAUUUUCUGUUGGCUAAAGAUUUGUUUGUGGUUCCUGUUAAGAGACAUAAAGAAAUACAUUAAUUAUUACAUUAGUUAGUUUUUGGUAAUAAUAUCAUCUUAUUGAAGGACUUUAAUCUCUGUUUUCAUUUCUGUUUAAGGAACAAUAAAAGCAGCCCAGAAUAUAAUGCCAGAUUUUAAGUUUGUAUUUCAUUGUGCUUCAUAUUUUCAUUAGGAUAAUUCUGCAAUUUUAAUGAAACUGUUAACAAAUUAUUUAUAAAUUCUGGAUACUAUAAGUACAUUUUAAAUAGACUUUUCCGAUGAGGUAUAAGGUACUUUAUAGACAAUUAGUUCGCCAUUUGAAUCUAUGAUUUAUUCUUUAGAUUGCUUUCUAUCAAAUGCCUUCGCAUAUGAUAUACACUAUGCAAGAAUGAUUUGGGAACUGAUCACACCUUUCUUUUAUACUGGCUUCUUCUUUUUCAUUUACUUUGUUGCCUUUAAAUUUGGAUAUGCAAUUUUCAACAAAAGUGUCAUUACAACAACUCUCAUUUAUAUGUACAUAUAUUUAUAGCCUACUUUGAUUGGCGGAUUUAUGCUAUUAAUUUCCUUUAGGGAGAUCUCAGAUUAUAAAUGGAUUUCUGCAAAUGUAUCUUAGAGAUAUGACACAUACAUUCAUCAAUAGUGGAUAUUUAGGUUCUGUAUACCUACGCUUCUUUUAUUUUCCAUUGCUAUACCUCUCUACUUAUUAAUUGGACUUUACUAAAACAAAAGUAAGUUUAAUAGAAAAUUGGUCAGGCAGAGUUGGGGAUACUUAUAUAUAGAAUAUAGAAAUAUUGCUUAUUAUUGGGAAAUAGUUAAAAUAUUCCAAAGAGAAUUGAUUAUCCUGUCUUUGACAUAUUUUGAGGAUAGUAUUCUCAUCAAAGCUAUAAUUGUGAUUUUGAUUUUAAUCCUUUACCUAGAGUUGAACAAAAAAUUUAAACCUUAUAAUGUAAAUUACUUAAAUGAGCUGGAUUAUUUUUUAACUAACACGUGUAUAACUUCAAUAAAUUUGGGAAUAGGGUGUUACUUCUCAUAAUCUUCAGGUUCAACAGUGAUCUCAUAUAUAUUUAUAAUAAUCUUACUUUGCUUGAAUAUAUAUUCCAUUUCAUACCUACUAUCUAAAAUUAUCAAAGAAUUUUUAAGGUAACAAAUUAAUGAUUUGGAGUAAAAACUAAAUGCUCUUAAAAUGAAAAUAGCAAGAUUUCUACCAUGUUUGAUGAAAUUUAAGAUAAUUUCAAAAAUAUUAAAAAAUCACAAAGUGAAAAAAGAAAGGUAAAAGUAUUUAAUUAAGAAAUUAAAAUCAUAUCUUUUGAGGGUUGCUAAAUAAAUCAUCAUAUUAAAAAAUUAAAAAAAAUACAAUUUUUAUUAAUCUGAUAAUCAUUGUGAAUAAUUUAUAGAUUCUAGAACUAUAACUCCCAUAAUUUCAAGUUCUGAAAAGAAUCUUUGCUAACAUCAUUUGGUGAAAACUAAUUCCCUGAUCGUGUUAUAAUAAUAAAGAGUUAGUAUUCAAAUCAUAGAUUAAAAGUAUAAUUUAUAUGUUAAGAUUAAGGCCUACGAUGUAAUUUAAUAUAAAUGUUAACGAUACAAUAUCUGGUAGAUAAAAUUGA
Messenger RNA from Paramecium octaurelia, 9433 nucleotides. NCBI's taxonomy places the organism in Eukaryota, Ciliophora, Oligohymenophorea, Peniculida, Parameciidae. The record is from the annotation of a GenBank genome assembly.